ACAAGUCCAUCCUCUGCCCAUCAGCAGUCCGGUCAACAUUUCUUCUGAACACUCAGGCAAACUUCACCGACUCCCUCCACUUUAAACACCGACAUGGAUGCCCUCAAGUCGGCUGGAAGAGCUAUUAUCCGGAGCCCAAGCAUGGCGAAACAGUCGUGGAGUGCCGGCAAACACAGAAAGCUCCCAGAGAACUGGACAGACACACGGGAGACCGUCUUGGAGGGCAUGACUUUUAACCUUCGACAUCUCGGCAUGACACUGGUGGACCAGCCCAAAGGAGAGGAGCUGUCAGCAGCUGCUGUAAAGAGGAUUGUUGCCACGGCUAAAGCCAGUGGGAAGAAACCUCAGAAGGUUGCUUUCAUGAUUUCUCCUCAGGGAGUCGUCGUACAUGACAGCUCAACAAAUAAGCUCCUGGAAAAUGUCUCCAUAUACAGGAUAUCCUACUGCACGGUGGACAAACUGCACGAUAAAGUCUUUGCUUAUAUCGCACAAAACACCCUGAAUGGAACUCUGGAGUGCCACGCCUAUCUCUGCUCAAAGAGGAAAGUGGCUCAGGCUGUGGCUUUAACAGUAGCCCAGGCCUUCACAGUAGCAUUCGAGCUCUGGCAGGUGGCCAAAGAAGAGAAAGGGAAGAGAGUGAAGUCCGGUUCUGCUGGAGAGGCCAGCAGCAGCUCUCAUUCAGAGAGAUCAAACAGCUUUGGGAGUUUGAAAGGGACAGAUGUGGCUACAGACACAUUAUUGGACUUGGAGAACAGUGUGAAUGUGGCAGAGGAGACCAAUGGAAACACAGGAGAGGAUCAGCUGGAUAACCACAGAGAGACCUCUGAGACCAAUAACAAUCCUGCCUGGGAAAUAGAAGAUGGUUUGGAUGAAGCCUUCUCCAGCUGUGCUCUGGAUAGCUAUGGUUCAUUUCCAGACUGGCAGUGUCACGUACUAACUCCCAGAUCCUGGACAUUGGGGUGACGCCCCAGGAUUGGCUCACUGAAUUCGACUGGGACAGCACCAAUGGGAACACUCACAACACUGUCAGCGCAUUUAAAGAUUACUUCUUGGGCUUCUGACCACUACUGCACCACAGGGAGAGAGGCGACAACUAAGAGGAGGAGGGCUGGGGGCUGUCUUUCCAUGAAUUAAUCAGCUAUCAGUGUGUAUUUAAGAUUUAAGAUGCGUUUACCGUACAUCAGCAAGGGAAUUAAGUGUUGUGAGCUGUGAGAUGGAGUUUGGCCUCUUCACCUUGUUGUUGUACUCUUCGCAUGAGCAAAUCCUUCUUUGUGGAAACAGCACAGGCCACUGCCCCUGUGCACCAAAGCAAUAAUAACACCUUUGAAUGUUGUCGCAUCUCCUCCCAUAUUACUCUGCACAGCAUCACUACUAACUUAUGUUCUUCUGUCAGCACUUGUUCUCCUUUGUUUACUUUUUUCCUUUUUCUCUGGUUUGUGGCAUCCUAAUCAGUGUUCUGUAUGUGUUUAGUUCUAAUUUAUAGUUGAAUUAUUUGUGUGUGUGUGUGUGUGUGUGUGUGUGUGUGUGUGUGUGUGUGUGUGUGUGUGGAUGAAGUAACUAUUAAUUUAGACUGAUGUACAGACAGUAACACCAGGCCUUAAUAACGGCAGGACAAUCAGCUGUUCCCUAUGUUCAAGUGAAAUCUGCCUUGGAUGCAAAAAUGAAAAUUGUUUUAUGUCUGUAAUCUGAAAAAUCAUUGCACUUGUAUUUAUAUGAAAUCUUCCAGUGACUCAUUUAGGACAUGUUACAGGCUUUGCUUUUUCAGGGCAGCAGUGUAACGGUGUUGAAUGAAGUCCAGGUUUCAUUUCGCUGUGGAAUAUUCCAGUGUUGUAUAGAAAUAAAAUGUAAUCAUGCAUAUGUCAUAUUUAUAGUAGUCCUUUGGUAUAUUCAUGUAGGUUUGGUAAGAUUACACUGGCUAGAUUCACUUAUAGAAAAGUAGAAUUAAAUAAUUGGACAUAUCACUGGAAGUGUGACAGUUCGUGAGGUCCAAUUAGUUAUUCUGUUUUUUUUUUUAGUUCUGUCUAUUCAGGUUCUUUACAUUAUCACAUGGAUACAAAAUGAAGGUGUCAUUUUAUGUAUGAGCACCAGGGGGCAGCCCCGUACUGUCAAAUGAAAUGAAGCUUGCCCGGUAUACUUGA
Molecule: messenger RNA, 2138 nt
Organism: Archocentrus centrarchus (flier cichlid)
Lineage: Eukaryota; Metazoa; Chordata; Actinopteri; Cichliformes; Cichlidae
Gene: ldlrap1a
Product: low density lipoprotein receptor adaptor protein 1a
Exons: 10
Coding region: 94-963 (289 amino acids)
Cellular component (GO): early endosome
Source: RefSeq, a predicted model, not a curated record